UCCAUCAGUGCUCGGAGAUUGACAAGAAAGAGUUCUCAGUAGAAUGUAAAAUUUAUUAAAUCAAAACCUUUGUGCAUCAAGUGCAAAUGUUUUAAUGUGUAAAAGAGAUAAAAAAAAUAUUUACUCUGAAAGAGCUAUGAAAAAAAUUUCCCUCAUGGCAUUGACUCUCUAGUCCCAAACUAUGUGAUCCCUCUUCAAGAUACAUGCUUCGUUUAUAGACAUGGUUUCAGAAAACAUGUGAAAUGAACCUUAUAUUGUUGAAUAUCCGUCUCCUUUUUUAUCCUAUUUUUUUUUGUCUGUUUCUAAAUCAGAAUUAUAACGAGCUCAAUAAAACGAGAACUAUAGACUUCAAAAUCAAGAAUUUUUUGGGAACCAUGUUUUACUGAUUUGACUGUUUCACGGCGUCUAAUAUCCAUGUUAAUGAUUUCACUGUUUUACGGGUAGGACUACUGAAUAUUAAAUCUCAUUCACUCCCCUGGCUUUUGCAUGUUGGAUUGACGUUUUUCACCCAAAUUGAAAAACAAGUUGAAUAUGUGGUCAUACAAAACUUGAUCUUUGUACUUGUGUUGUAUGUAAUCAGUUUUAAAAACUUUUUAAGUACGGUAAAUUAAUUUAAAAUUAUCACUAAUAACAUUUUAAAAUAAUCAAAAUAUUUUAGUUCAGUAUUUUAUACGAAUUGGAGAAUGUACAUCACUUUUGAAAGCAUAAUAAUCUUGUACUUUAUAGAAAAAAAAUCAGAUAUAUCUACUACGUAAGACGUAUAUGCUGGCCAGCCAUAUAGAUUUGACUUCUGAGACACAUCAUAAAUUAUCAAUUACUUGACAGGAUAAAAUUGUUUAUUAUAAGUUAAAUAACUCAAUAAAUCUAAUAUUUUUAAAAAAAUUAGUAGAGUAAGUAAACGUCAAAUUAAUGCCCAUGCUGUCGUGCAUUUGUAGACCUAUACUAAUGUUUAAAAUAACAUUCAACAAAUUCAAAAUAAAUCUCAAAUUGUUUCUGAACACCAAAUUAAAUAUUAAUGCAAAGAGUUUACUUCUCAUUAAACCAUCACAGUCCCCACAUGCACCCUUUAAUACCAAUCCCAAGCAGACACUCUCUCUCAAAUCUAUUUUAUCUUUACAGUCAGAGAGAGACAGAGUCACAAAAGAGACAACAAUGGCGGUGAAAAGCAAGAAGAAGAAGAUGGUCCUUAAGGCAGUCUCUGUUGUUGACAUCGGUUGCAGCAACUGUAAGUUCCCAACCUUGACUUCUUUUUUCAACCGUUCCUCCAAAAAGCCCCGCCUCUACUCCUCUACUUACGGCCACGGCCACUCCUCCUCCACCACUACCACCGUCUCUUCCUCCUCCAACAUUCCCUCCACAACUCACUGGUUCUCCGACAACGUCUCUUCCUCCUCCGCCGCCACACCCUCCGCCGCUGUAGCCGUCGAGAAAGACUCCGAUGACCCGUACCUCGAUUUCCGCCAGUCUAUGCUACAGAUGAUUCUCGAGAACGAGAUUUACUCCAAAGACGAUCUCAGGGAGCUUCUCAACUGCUUCCUCUCACUCAACGAGCCUUACCACCACAGCAUCAUCAUCCGCGCCUUCUCCGAAAUAUGGGAAGGAGUUUUCUCUGCCGCCGUCAAACGCCGUGGCAGCGUCCAAGAGUCUCCGCUCGUCCGUCAUCAUGGACCGUCACGGGCCUCACGUGAUUACCAUAAUCACCAUUACUACUGAUCGAUGUAAUGUAUAAUAACUCUUUUAAGUUUAAACUAAGUAUCAUGCCAUGUCACCAAUAAUGUAUUGACACGUUGACUAUCUAUUGCACCUACUACCGAUGUGUCAAUAUAUUAUUGGGUUUGGGCUUUUAACUUCUUAUCUUAGCUUUGGGAUUCUCUUGUUUGUCUUUGAACCAAGGGUAACGAAAACAAUGGUAGAAUGUUAUGUAAAAUGACCUUUCGUUUUAUGAACUACUGUUAAAAAUAGACAUGCUUCUGAAAUUA
Messenger RNA from Brassica rapa (field mustard), 1979 nucleotides. RefSeq names its product transcription repressor OFP6. Gene Ontology annotation, biological process: negative regulation of DNA-templated transcription. The record is from RefSeq and is a predicted model, not a curated record. Lineage: Eukaryota; Viridiplantae; Streptophyta; Magnoliopsida; Brassicales; Brassicaceae.